AUGGAAGAGCACUGCGAGCCUCCGUCCAUCGCUGCAGCGUCACUAGCUCCUCACUUCAGCUACACCAACAGCUCCGACCUCCUGCCAUGGCUUGCAAUUCUGGGCGACAAAGCAGACGACACUGAACAGGGCAUUCCUCGUGUCCAGGAAACCGAGCAGACGAUUUGGACCCAGAACACCGACCACCUAACUCUGGACGCGAAGACCAUAGACGACAUCACCACGAUGUCUGACAUUGUUAAAGACGUCGCCCCCGCAACCUUCUACAGCGAUUAUCUGUCUGCGACGUCUGGCACGACUUACGCUCCUCCCACCAGCAUGACAUACACGCCUGUGACGGUGCCCUCUCACACGGAUAUUCAAAGGAGUGUGCAGAAUACGUUGUUUGGCAACCCCGGACAGUCCUUCACGUUCUGUGCUGCAGAUUACGCCAACUUCAGGCAUCAUUUACCUCACUUUCAGUCAAGCGGACAAGUUGUGACUCACCAACCCCAGUCGUCCGAACAUCCCCGGGAUCAAGAAGUGAUAGAACCAGAGCAACAGCCCCAGACCCCCGAGGCCCAAUCGCAGCCAAGUCCUCCCCCCACAAUCAAACAACCAGCCACAAAUAAGACCGUUUCCCAGUCAGACACAGAUUCACCAUUCCAUCCAGCCCUGGAAUACGUUCCAGCUUACAUCUCACACAAGGCACCACAGCCCACUCGAGUUCCUCAGCCCAGUCACCUCAUCAGUCCCCUUCUGGCUCAACACCACCCCCAGCUGCCAGCAGGCCUCCGUAACUCCAACUAUCUGGUACAACCAAUCAUAGCCCGACCGUCAACACAGCGUGUGGCAGAACCGAAAGACAACAGAGAGACCCAACACUUCCAAGACAAGGUCUCCGAGUCAAGCCCGUCUCCGGCCGGCGAGGACAAUGUCAGCCAAACCAACCUCCAGAUGCAGCUGAACAAUCUGAUCAAUAGUACUCUAUCUGGGAUGCCACAUAAGACAGAACACGACGGACAGGUGCCCGACUUGGCCUCAGCUGACCACAGCUCAACCAUCGCCUACGGCCAAGCAGUCCCACAGCCUCCGAUUCACCAAACAGUUCAACAGACUCACUCCACACGUCUCCUGCUGCACGAGGGAGAGUCCACGGACUCGCACUCCGAGCCCAACACCCCUCAACCACCCAGCAGCCAGUCAUCUGAGUCCGACACCAGCGAUGACGACCGACAAUCUGUUUCCGAUAAUAUUCCAUCUGAUUCCAGUUCGGGACAUCAUCCCUACAGCUCCCUACCCAACCAAGACCCCCCUACAAAUCCAGUAAACUUCUGGGAACAGCAUGUCUCAUCUGCCAAGAUCGCCUCAAGUGGUUUGGCUCACCCUAAGCCAGUGCGACUCACCAACGGAUACCCGCCAAUGUUUCCACCCGGUUCCCUACCCUGGGUCAACAGUACACCCUACAGCCAGCCCUUCCAGCACCCAUUUAACUCAAGCCUUAUCUCAGGAUUUGCAUCAGAUCCCAAACCACAAAUGCCACAAGUCUCUACAGAAGAAAAGGUCCCGUCUGAAUCCAACGAUAAGCAGCCCCCACAAGAGGAGUCACCCGUCCCGACAGUAAAAGCAGAACCACAUCUCCAAAGCCAGGCUGAUGCUUUGAGUUACUUUCUGAGUGAGUUCCCGAAGUCCAUGGACAGUCAACCGAACCUCCAGCACCAGCACAUGGUUUCCAGGCUCCACGACCAAUCAAAACCACCAGAUGCCUUCACUGCGAGUCUACCGUCCAACGUUCCAGCUCAACCAACACCAGAGAAGCGGGAUCCCGUCAACCCAUCCAUCUUCUCCAACAACAUCUUCAUGUCGCCCAGUUUCUUCACCCAGCAGAUACCAGUAGGCAACACGCAGUUACCUCCCUUCUCAUCAUCCCCAGAUUCAAACCCGAGUCCAACAUGUACUGGGAAAGAUGACUCUGCUAUCGACGUCAACUCCAGUACUGACUCUCCAUCCUCAUCCAUUGAAUCCAGAAGUAGUCCCGAGCUCACCACAUCACAGCUACCCUGUAUGGAGGACUCUAACUCCAGUCUGAGUGACACCUCCUUGAUGAGAUCCAGGUGUUCAUCUACCAGCUCCAUCUGCGACACCUCCAUCUCCUCCACGGCAUCAUCCUCGUCGUCUACUGGCGCCCCCAGGAGCAAGAGGCCCAACCCCGACCCUGACAUGGGGUCCUACAAGAAGAAGUCUCGCACCAGCUACACCCCUGGUCAGCUUCGGGCGCUGGAGAGGGUCUACAUGGAGAACCCCUACCCUGAGUGUGACACCAUAGACAGACUGGCCAGAGAACUGGACAUCCCUGACCAGCGGCUGAGGGUGUGGUUCCAGAACAAACGUGCCCGGAUGAGACGCCAAGCUAAACAGAACAAGCAGUCAACCCCAUUACCGCAAGUGAAUCCGUACAGCGCCCAGCCUAUGUCAGCUCUCAUGUCGGCCGCAUCCCCGUACUCCUUCCUCCCACCGAACGCCAUGAUGGCCCCCGGACAGGCAACCCAGAUGAUGCCACGCCCAAUCUUCCCUUACCCCCAAGGUGCCCCUGGCUCUAUGAUGCACCCAGGGGGGUCUCUACCCGGUGCCCCAAACCAGCAUCCGACCUUCCCCCACCAACAACUAACCCCCCAACAGAGUCAGGUCCAGAGGCUGUAUUCAUUCAUAGCCCACAAGCAGCAGUAA
Haliotis rubra (blacklip abalone) is the source of this 2706-nucleotide messenger RNA. RefSeq names its product pollen-specific leucine-rich repeat extensin-like protein 1. Gene Ontology annotation, molecular function: DNA-binding transcription factor activity, RNA polymerase II-specific; RNA polymerase II transcription regulatory region sequence-specific DNA binding. The coding region runs from base 1 to 2706 and encodes 901 amino acids. Gene Ontology annotation, biological process: regulation of transcription by RNA polymerase II. NCBI's taxonomy places the organism in Eukaryota, Metazoa, Mollusca, Gastropoda, Lepetellida, Haliotidae. The transcript has 5 exons. The record is from RefSeq and is a predicted model, not a curated record.